Molecule: messenger RNA, 3907 nt
Organism: Pogoniulus pusillus (Red-fronted tinkerbird)
Lineage: Eukaryota; Metazoa; Chordata; Aves; Piciformes; Lybiidae
Product: potassium voltage-gated channel subfamily V member 2-like
Exons: 2
Coding region: 1777-3303 (508 amino acids)
Biological process (GO): potassium ion transmembrane transport; protein homooligomerization
Cellular component (GO): voltage-gated potassium channel complex; membrane
Molecular function (GO): delayed rectifier potassium channel activity
Source: RefSeq, a predicted model, not a curated record
CACCUCUGGAUUCUCACAUGCUGCGAGGGUGGUGGGUGGGCUGCCAGGGGCAGGUAGGGAAAGCAAGGUCUGCUGUGCCUGCCUGGGACUGGAGUGACUACAGCACAUGUCAGAAAACGUGGAAUAAAGGGAGCAGAGUGACAGGAAAGAUGAAAUGAAGGGAGCAGAGUGGCAUAAAAAUGAAAUGAAGGGAGCAGAGUGACAGGAAAAAUUAAAUGAAGGGAGCAGAGUGUGUGAGGACAAGAAGCAGCUACUGCUGGCACCAAGAGGUGCAGAACAUGACAAGGGAAGAACCUGAGAAAUCUCAGUGUCUGAAUUUGUUCCUUAUUCAUCAGAGCUAGUGAAAGGAGAGGGGCAUGCAGCAGGGUGGGAAGGUGAUCCCAGCAGGAAGGGGCUGAGGCAGGGCUAAUAGAGCUGCUUGUGCUGUCAGGACCAUGUGGCAGAGGUCAGCUGUCAGCAGCCUGUCCCAGAUCAUCCUCUUAGCUGGAGCUGUUGAGCUGAGAUGUCCUAUUCCAUGACACAGGGCAGAGCCCCUUGCUCUGUGCAGUCAGGAGCAGGGCUGGGGGCACACUGAGCAGGCUCAGCCUCUUCCCCCUGCAAGCUCCUGCAGGUUUUGCUCGCUGAUCCCUGAGCUGUUCCAGGGCUGAAAGAAACGAUUCUUUUUCUUAUGGGUCUUGUGCCAGAACUCGGGGCUGUGUUUGUGACAGCAGCUUCCCUCCUUCUGUCGUGUGCCAGAAGUGUUUUUGUUGUCCUAAUCCCCAGGCUCGGGGACUUCAAUGGUGGUGGAGCCUGAGCUGCUUUCCGGCCUGGGAGCAGCUCUGUGCUCCAGGUCCCUCUGCUUGGUUACAUCAAUUCGUGGAAAUCAUUGUGGUGCUCUGCAUGCUGAGCUCAGGUCGUGUCCCAGAUGUUUAGUUUUGAUUCCACUUUUAACUUUCAGCUCCAAAGGAUUGUUUCCUUCUCUUCUCUCUCUGUAGCUCAGGGGAUUUGGGCUGCAUGUUUGCAUUUCCAGUGUCGCCUUCCACCUUCCUGCCCUGCUGGUGGGAGCACUGCUGAAGGCUGCUGUGGCGAGCAGGUGGCACAGGGCAGUGGUGCAGGAGCAACUGUCACGUUGGGGAUCUGCUCAGGCACUGAGUGAAGGGUCAGAUGGUUCCUUCACCUCUUCCCCUGUCAGUCUGGGUGCUGAGGGCUCAGCUGCGAGGUGAUAGCCACUUCCCUGCCCUGCCCUGCAACAGCUGAUGGGGCAGGGGCAGCUGCUUAAGGAGUGGCCACUGCCAAGAGCAGCAUCUGCCAUGGGGGUACAAAGCUGAUGAAAUCCUGCCUGUCUGCACCUCCCUGUGCUGCCAGGGCAGGCUGUCAGGGUCACAUCAAGGCAAGCCCCCUUCAACUUGCCAUGGUGGAUGCCCUGCUUGGAAAGAGGGUGGCAUGCAAGAGCAAACAGCUAGUAAGAGCAGCCCAAGGGAGGAGAGGUGCAGGCUGGAAAUAGUCCCUUACAUAAAGGGUGCUUCAAGCUCAUUAUGUUCUUAAGGAGCCGACACUUGGCCGCCUCCGACUCCGGGUGCAAAUCACAAUCUGAUCAGCAAUCGGCUUUGGGACCCUGGCAGGUGCCACAUGGCACCAUGACACAGCCAGUGCCCCUUGGGCAGCAGCUCACCACUGCUCCUCUGAGCCCACAGCACUUCUCCCAUCGCUGUGCAGCCGGCGGCAGCAUUCCCAUGGAGCCGGAGCUGCCAUCCCCCAGCCCCUAGGGGGAAUCGGGGCCUCAGAGGGCCGGGCAGCAUGAGGCAGCUGGCAGAGAGACGUGCCAGUCUCUCGGCCAGCCUCAAGAUCGGGGACCGGCAGGGCUGCUGCCACAGGACGCCAGAGGAGGAGGAAGUCCACAUCCCCUUUGCACAGGACAGCCUGGUGAAGCGAUGGAGCUCCAUGCAGAACGUGGCAGAUAUGGGCCAGGAGGAGAGCAAAGCUCCCAUCCAAAGGAACAAGUUCCUGCUCAACAUUAACGUGGGUGGCAAACUGUUCCAGAUCGCCUACAAGGUGGCAGCCCAGUACCCCAUCACCAGGCUGGGCAAGAUGGCCCUUUGCACAGACCCCAUGAAGAAGCUGCAGCUCUGCGACGACUACUCGGUGCAGAGGAAUGAGUACUUCUUUGACAGGGACCCUUCCAUCUUCCACUACGUCUUCCACUUCUACCGCAGCGGAGUGCUGUGGGUGAUGGACGAGAUGUGCCCCAGCAACUUCGUGGAGGAGAUCGAGUACUGGGGGAUCCACAUGAAGUACAGCCAGCGCUGCUGCCGCAUCCUCUUCGAGGAGAAGCAGGACGAGCUCAGCGAGUACCUGAAAAUAGAGAAGGAGCUGGAGGCAGAACUGGAGCCCCUGGACUCAGCGAGGCACUUUAAGGGCAAAUUCCUGGGGCGGUUCCGGGGCAUGGUCUGGGACCUGAUCGAGAACCCCUACUCCUCGGUCGCGGCUAAGAUCAUCGCUGUCAUGUCCAGCCUCUUCGUGCUCAUCUCCAUCGUCAGCAUGACGCUGAGCACGGUGGAGGAGAUGCAGCACAAGACAGGGAAGGUGUGGAUGGAGCAGCUGGAGAUGGUCUGCGCCAUCUUCUUCACCUCCGAGUACCUCAUGCGGCUCAUCUCCUCCACCAGCCUCAAGAACUUCCUGCGCGCGGCGUUCAACGCGGUGGACCUGGUGGCCAUCCUGCCCUUCUACAUCCAGGUCCUCUUCGAGAACCUGGACGAGGCAGACACGCUCUACCACGAGGAGCUGCACAAGGUGGAGAACGUCAGCAAGCUGGGCAAAGUCCUCAAGCUCAUCAAGCUGAUGAGGAUCUUCCGCAUCCUCAAGCUGGCACGCCACUCCACCGGCCUGCGGGCCUUCGGCUUCACCAUGCGCCAGUGCUACCAGCAGGUCUGCUGCCUCUUCCUCUUCAUCGCCAUGGGGGUCUUCACCUUCUCUGCCCUCAUGCACUCGGUGGAACACGACGUGCCAGGCACCAGCUUCACCAGCAUCCCCUACGCGUGGUGGUGGGCAGCGGUCAGCCUCUCCACCGUGGGCUACGGAGACACCGUGCCCGACACGGUGCUGGGCAGGAUGGUGGCGUUUGCCUGCAUCUCCUUUGGCAUCAUCCUCAACGGCAUGCCCAUCUCCAUCCUCUACAACAAGUUUUCUGACUACUACGCCAAGCUGAAGGCACACGAGAUCGAGAGCAGCCAGUCGCUGAAGCUGUCCCGGCGGAUCCGGCUGAAGGAGCGAGUGCUGCGGAAGCUGUCCGAGUGCUACAGAGCCGACCCCCGCCCCCCGCGCUGACCCCCGCCUGCCCCCGGGCACCCCUCCGCCCUGACCUGCUCUGCCCUCCAGCCUGGCCACCCCUCGGCAGCUCCUGGCCACAGCUCCGGCAGGAUCCAGGUGAAGCUGCUGCCGUGCAGGUGCCCCUGCCAGCCUGGGCUGGCUGCAGGGAUGAAGUGGCUGCGGUGAGCUCCCUCGGUGCCACCUGCUGGGCUCUGCUGUGCACAGAGCGGUCGGUAAAGGACCAGCUAAGGAGCAGGCUGCGUGGCCAAGGCAGGUUGUCUGGAUGUCACGGUCUGGGCAUGGGGCACUCUGAGGACACAACUGGUGAGAUGCACAGGGCUGGACUCUGUCACCUCUCUGUGGACACCCAUGAUGAGCUCAGCCCAGUGUGGCACCAGUGCAGGUGCUGCUCCUGGGCUGGGUGAGACACACACAGGCUCCUCCAUCCAGGCAGUGGCCCAGGAUCCCACAACUCCUUCCCAGAUUAACAGAUUUCUUACCUUCCCUGGCAGCUUGGGGGCAUGGUCCUGGCUCAAGAUGCUGCUGGGAAGCAUUAGGCACUCUGGGGGUGCAGAGCUGGUGGCCCCAGCACCCCCAGGAACAGGCAGUUAAUAAAGCAGGU